AUGAUGGACUCAGACCUGGAGCCGUUCGAUUGGACGGCAUCUCUACCUUCUCAACCAGCCAACCCAAUAGAUCUCGGUGGAGCUGGCGCCGUAUGUGAAACGAAACGAUUUGAUUCGUUUUAUAAUACCUCUGGAGACCGAGUCAUUCUACCAGCUGGCAAGAAGUACACUUCUAGAACGGCGCGUGCCAAUGAAAGUGCUUUGACAGUCACAAACCACUGGGAUAAAGAGCAGGACCUUGAGAAAACUGUGCUUGAGAUCAAAUCACCGUUUAUGAAAGCGGCCCUCAAGGCCGCCAUUCCGGAGUACGCCACUUUCAAUAUCGAUGUUAAAAAUAUCACCAUCACUGGUAAGCCUCAUUGUCUAUUCCAAUACCGUGAGGAAAUCAUGAGUUACGGGCGAACAUUGUGGGAAUGUCAGAAUGAGGAAGCAGCGAAACACAUUCAACACCUCAUCUCUCACAUGUGGGAGGUAUUUGCAGAGGAGAUAAUUCCUUUCCAUGCUUUGGAAUGGCUCGCAGAAUUUGAACCAGGUCUGGAGCAUAAGCACCUGUGGAUGAUUUUCAGGCCUGGAGAUCUCGUAUAUGUCCGAGACGAUGUACCAUGGGCUUUCAAACUUGACAGAAUGACACUGUCGGGCAAGAACUGGCUCCUCUAUGGGAUGGAUAUCGAUUAUAACGGUAUUCAUUUUGGUUACUCUGAAAGCCAUGGGCAUAUCGAUCAUUAUGAAGGUUUGAAACCGCUCAGAGAGCUCCAUAUCGUGCCCUUCCAUCGUUUGCAAGGCGAAGAGAAGCAAAGUAAGAGGGAAAUGCUUAUAUCACGUGGUCGCAAGUUUGUGGGCAUCCAUGGAAAACGUUAUCUUUGGUUUGAAGACGGCCCUGGCAAAUCUUCGGGUUGGAUGAAAACUCGGAUUAUGACAGAUCAUGGCGGUUGGCGGGACAGUGGUUUGGGCUGGUAUACGUCCUUACGCGAUGACAAGAAGAAGUACAAACCUGAAGAUGUCCUAGAAAGCCUGACAGAAGAAGAGUUCAUGAUUUGCUACACUCGCGUUGCAGGAUAUUCGUUGAGGGAGAACAAGUGGGGGAGAUUUGACAUUGAUGAUAUCGGAGAGAUCAAUUUCGACCCAGAAGCUUUCAACGAUCUCAUUCUGCCAAAAGAUCAGAAGGCGCAACUACUUUCUCUUGUAGGUGUACACGAGGACGAUAAAUUUGCCUUUGACGACCUCAUUAGAGGAAAGGGGAAGGGAAUGACAUUCCUGCUCUACGGGGAACCUGGCCUUGGGAAAACUCUGACAGCUGGUCUAGAAAGUGUUGCGGACUACUGCAAGAAGCCUCUUGUUCGGCUUGAUGCCGGAACACUUGGGACCUCUCCAAAGUCGGUAGAAGAGGGAUUGAGGAACGCUUUCCAUCUUGCAGAAAGAUGGCAUGCGCUUCUUCUUCUUGAUGAAGCCGACGUGUAUCUUGAACAAAGAAGAUCAAGAAACCUGACUCACAAUGGUGUUAUUUCCGUGUUUCUUCGAAUGAUCGAAUACUAUCAUGGCAUCCUUUUCUUAACAACAAACCGUAUCGGCGCAUUCGACACCGCUUUUAUCUCCCGCAUUCAUCUUGCAAUCUGCUACCCACCUCUCACUCGGCCCAGUCGAAGUAAAUUACUGUUCAAUUUUCUCAAGCAAAUCUCCCUGACGAGCGCAGAAGCUCUGAGACUCGACGGCAGUCUCAAAAAAAUCGCAAAAGAAAAACUGAAUGGCCGACAGAUCAAGAAUCUUGUUCGUACGGCAUGUGCCUUGGCACGAGGGGACAGUAGCGCGGACGGCAACAUCUAUAGACGCCACUUGGAGAUGUCCCUGCGACCUAUGACAAGGUUUCAUCAAACGAUGGAGCGUGUGAGGCUGAACGAGGAAAGACACGUGUUGGGCGCAAAGGAAGAAGUAGAAGAAGAAGUACAAGAAGAUGAGAUGAAUUCGGAAGGGAAUGAGACUAGUGGUUCAGAAGAUGAAGGGGAUUCAGACGGCAAGAGUGAGCAGGAGGACGUCGAGGAAAUUGCAGAAUCGGAAUGCGAAAUUGACUUGACCGGCGAGCAGAAUUUGGAAGAUGAGCUGGAUACAGAGAAUGGUGUUCACGAUGAUAGCGACGGCAAUGAGGACACUGAAUCCCAUCAGAACAAGCGUAGGCGGUUGAUAUAA
Molecule: messenger RNA, 2181 nt
Organism: Fusarium venenatum
Lineage: Eukaryota; Fungi; Ascomycota; Sordariomycetes; Hypocreales; Nectriaceae
Source: RefSeq, a predicted model, not a curated record